This is a messenger RNA of Triplophysa dalaica, 2783 nucleotides long. RefSeq names its product prostaglandin E receptor 3 (subtype EP3) (gene ptger3). The transcript is spliced from 3 exons. Gene Ontology annotation, cellular component: plasma membrane. Bases 285 to 1514 code for a protein of 409 amino acids. Gene Ontology annotation, biological process: negative regulation of gastric acid secretion; adenylate cyclase-activating G protein-coupled receptor signaling pathway; inflammatory response. The record is from RefSeq and is a predicted model, not a curated record. Gene Ontology annotation, molecular function: prostaglandin E receptor activity. Lineage: Eukaryota; Metazoa; Chordata; Actinopteri; Cypriniformes; Nemacheilidae.
CCGUAGCGUUGACAGUCCACCGAACAGCAGAAAUGAAAUAAAUCACCCGAAAACGAGCAACAGUGCAUGUUCUCGUGUUUUAGCAAUUUAAUGCUUCGAGGUUUUCCAAUCUUCUCUAUUGUCUUUCUAAGCAUGUCUUACAUUUCCAUAAGGGUCCCGCCUCUGGGUUUAUAACGCGCACCCGUUGAGCGCUCUCGAGCAGCAGAGCGCAGAAAGUGAGCCAGAAGUGAAGACUUCACCUGUUUCAAAGGCUACUGGGGCCAUGAACGAGCUCCCUGAAAAGGAUGACAUCUAAAUGUCAGCCUUCAGAUAUUCCGCCACAAAAUCUUUCUGCAGGAACCGUUAUGUUGGAUUCCAACGUCUCCAAAUCUUUACAGGACAGCACCGAAAAGAGUGCCAGCUGUGGAUUUGUAUCCGUGUUUUUUCCCAUCAUAAUGAUGGUGACUGGAAUGGUCGGGAACUCCCUCGCAAUGCUGCUAGUUUAUAAUGCGUACAGAAGAAAGGAAAACAAAAGAAAGAAGUCUUUUCUACUUUGCAUCGGGUCGUUGGCGUUAACUGACCUGUUCGGCCAGGUGCUCACAACACCAAUAGUCAUUUCUGUGUACCGAGCAGAUCUGACAUGGGAACGGGUGGACUCGUCGGGAAGUCUGUGCGCCUUCUUUGGGGUGUGCAUGACCACUUUUGGUUUGUGUCCGCUCUUUUUAGCAAGUGCCAUGGCCAUCGAGAGGGCCUUGGCCAUCACUGCCCCUCACUGGUACUCGCAUUACAUGAAAACCUCCUUGACCAAACAAGUUCUGGUCAUUAUUUGGUGUUUGGUUUUGCUCUUUGCCUUGUUGCCUGUUGCAGGCGUUGGACAAUAUACUUUGCAGUGGCCAGGCACUUGGUGUUUCAUAAGUACGGGUGACAAGGACGUAACGGGAAAUACGUUUUUUGCCACGACUUUUGCUGCGCUCGGCGUAUUUUCGUUGCUCGUUACUAUGUCUUGUAAUGUUGUGACCAUCCGUGCAUUGGUUGCACGUUGCAAAGCAAAGGCAAGCUCAACCCAAGCAUCCAAGCAAUGGGAGAAGUUAACAACAGAGACUGUUAUUCAGUUGAUGGGCAUUAUGUGUGUUUUGUUGACGUGUUGGUCACCUCUACUGAUCCUUAUGUUGAAGAUGAUCUCAACCCACACCUCCUCCCAUCACUGCAAGUCUGCUGCUGUAUCUCUCUUACCCAGCCAGGACUUACAGAUGGACUGCAACUUUUUUCUCACAGCCAUACGCCUGGCUUCACUCAAUCAGAUCCUGGAUCCGUGGGUUUACCUGCUUCUGAGAGAGAUUCUUUUGAGGAAGUUCUGCCAGGUGGCCAGUGCAGUAUCCAGGUGUUCAUUGGAGGGCCAGAAGGAAACCCAGUCUCUGGAUGUCCUGAAUAAGAAGCCCAUUCAGAGUGAUAAUGUUCAGAAACAUUCGCUAAACAUGGAGAACUGUAACCUGAAUGGGGGGAAUGAGGAACAGCAGUUCCAGAGGAAAAAAUGAGAAAGCUCUAAUGAAUUAGACAUGCGAGAACAUGAAGAAAUAAUGAAAUUAAUGUGAGUUACGGCCUUUAGUCGAGUUUAACUUGCUUACACUGUGAACACAGCAAUGGAAAAAAGGAUUGCAUAAUAUUUCAAUGCUAAAUUAGACGCCCUGGACGAAGAAACAAGGUCUGCCUUGUGACUAUUCAGUGCUUUCUAUUUAUAAAUAUGAAUGUGGUUUCCUAUGUUCUUAUCAAAUAUACAACUGUACUUAUCGGUGUAUUUAUGUUGCCAAGGGCAUCUAAUCUGAUUUUCUUUUAUAUAGAAAGGUUAAAAAUUCCGAUGUAUGGUGUGCUGGAGUCCAAGACAGACUGAGAAAUUCGAAAUGGAUUCUGAAAUGGAAUCGGAAAUGUGUCUGACUGUGUUAAAGGCACGUUCAUCAAACAUAAGUGCAACUACAGUCUAGAACACAGCGAGAGAUGUGAGUGCUUUCAAAAUGAACCAUUGAUUUAUCUGUAAAUAAUAAUUUAUUGUAUAUGUGCAUGCAAUAAGAGCUGCCGGAUAACGUUUGCAUGCAAAGCCACCAGCAAAUCAUAUUUUGGGUCAUACCCAUCAGCGAAUGUUGUAAUGAAAGAUGCCAAAUCAAAAGCGUGUCAGGUCAGUGUUUUAAAAACAAGGUUUCAUGUAUGUAUUAUGGGUUUUACAUUUAUUUAUGUUGUAAGACAAGACCCUGUGUCAGUUUCUGGACCUGGUUCACAGCCAGAGCUGUCAUUAAGCUUGUAUCAACAGAUGGUCGUGGCUCUGCUUGUGUGUUUUUGAUAAGAAAUGUUUGCAUAUGCUUGUGAGUGUUUGACUCGUCUUUUAACUGCUCCAGGCCAGAUAUGCUUGCCUUGUAUUGGUGCUUCUAAAGUACAUCAUUAUUCGAUUCUGUGCAGUCUGUGAUUUCUGUCUGUUGGGAUUGACUGUGUUUUAUGGCAUUAUCAUAAUUUGAUCGGGGAGGGGUACAUCAAAGUGCUUUUGUUACUGUAAGCCCCCUAUAUUUUGCACAAUUAGCAAAAUUUGGGGGGUUCAAGCUUUGUGUUAGUAAUUGCUAAAUUCUUUGUUUUGGAAAACAAUGUGUGUUCGAAUAUGAAAUUUUGUUAAAACAUUUUGACUGAACUUUCUUACUGAUCGUUCACUGCUUGGUACAAGAAUAAUCCUGAUUCUUAUUUGGCUCUCAUUGAAAUACUUUGUCUCUGUUGAUAAAUUUCCAAUUUCUAACCAAUAAAAUAAAGAGCUCACAUGAAACUGG